AUGGGCUUCUUCCAAGCUAGCAAAAUUCGCGUACUGUUGAUUGGUGGGGGAGGGAGAGAGCAUGCAGUCGCCUGGUCACUGAGCAAAUCCCCUAAGGUCGAGUUAAUCAUUUGUGCUCCUGGCAAUGGCGGCACGGCUCGCGGAUCAACCAAGAUUAUGAACUGCGGCCCUGAUAUAAAGGCUACGGAUCUCACAGGGCUGUUAGUGGUUGCUCAAACCCAUCGUGUGGAUCUGGUUGUUCCAUGUUCUGACUCUUCUAUCAUCUCUGGAGCCGUGGAUUUCUUUGAAACUCGGGGAUUCCGAGUUUUUGGACCUUCCAAGAAAGCUGCGAAGAUCGAAGGUUCCAAAAGCUGGGCGAAAGCUUUUAUGCAACGCCAUAAGAUACCUACUGCAAAGUACCAAAGCUUCUCAUCACCUUCUGAAGCCAUCUCAUUUCUGCAAAGCCAGCCAACAAGCAGACAUGUUGUGAAAGCAUCAGGUUUGGCAGCAGGAAAGGGUGUAUUUCUUUGCCAAACAAAUGAAGAAGCAGAAGAUGCCGUCAAAAAGAUCAUGGUUGAGCGUGCUUUUGGCGAGGCUGGGGAGGAAAUUGUCAUUGAGGAGUUCCUGGUCGGUCGUGAAUUGAGUGUCACCAUAAUUACUGACGGAAAAGUAUGGAGGCUUUUCCCGGUCGGACAAGAUGCCCAGAGAAUAUAUGAUGGAAAUCUUGGACCCAAUACAGGUGGUAUGGGAGUUUGUAUCCCAUCUGAUCUUUUCACUGUCGACGAAAUUCAAGAAAUCCAACAGACGAUCCUGGAGCCCACCAUCCGAGGGCUCGAGAAUGAAGGCAAGACUGUCAAUGGUCCGAAGCUCUUGGAAUAUAACGCGCGGUUUGGUGACCCCGAGGCACAAGCCUUAUUUCCGCUCCUGGACGAUGCCUCAGAUCUUGCAGACAUCAUGAUAGCAUGUACCGAGGCGCAGCUGGAGCGAGUACACAUGGAGUUCCAGCAAAAGGCCGCUGUUUCGCUGGUAGUGGCCUCUAGUGGAUAUCCGGGGGCUUAUCGAGUAGGCGAGAUCAUCGAUUUUGGAGCGUUGCCGCAAGAUGUGUUGGUCUUCCAUGCAGGCACUUCGUGGGCAGAGGACCGCCUCGUGACUCAAGGUGGGAGGGUUUUGGCGGUGGUUUGCAUAGCUUUUUCCACGGAGGAAGCCAUCAAAGGAGCUUACAAAGGCGCCCAGGAGAUCAAUUUCAAAGGGAAAUACCUAAGGACGGACAUCGGUCAAAUUCUCUCUUCAUGGUAA
Fusarium redolens is the source of this 1275-nucleotide messenger RNA. Its product is annotated as phosphoribosylglycinamide synthetase. Gene Ontology annotation, molecular function: phosphoribosylamine-glycine ligase activity; metal ion binding; ATP binding. The transcript has 3 exons. Bases 1 to 1275 code for a protein of 424 amino acids. The record is from RefSeq and is a predicted model, not a curated record. NCBI's taxonomy places the organism in Eukaryota, Fungi, Ascomycota, Sordariomycetes, Hypocreales, Nectriaceae. Gene Ontology annotation, biological process: purine nucleobase biosynthetic process.